UCCCGUCAGCGGAGAGGCGGCGGUGGCGGCGGGAGUGACUGCCCACCUCGGGCCGCCCCCUCGCAGCCGACCAUGGCCAAGGUGUCGGUGCUGAACGUGGCCGUGCUGGAGAACCCCAGCCCUUUCCACAGCCCCUUCCGCUUCGAGAUCAGCUUCGAGUGCAGCGAGGCCCUGGCGGACGACCUGGAGUGGAAGAUCAUCUACGUGGGCUCAGCCGAGAGCGAGGAGUUUGACCAGAUCUUGGACUCGGUGCUGGUCGGUCCAGUGCCCGCCGGAAGGCACAUGUUCGUUUUCCAGGCCGACGCCCCCAACCCCGCCCUCAUCCCGGAGAGCGACGCCGUGGGCGUGACCGUGGUACUCAUCACUUGCACCUACCGGCGGCAGGAGUUCAUCCGCGUGGGCUACUACCUCAACAACGAGUACCCCAGCCCGGAGCUGCGGGAAAACCCGCCCCCGAAGCCCGACUUCUCCCAGCUCCAGCGGAACAUCUUAGCCUCCAACCCCCGGGUCACCCGCUUCCACAUCAACUGGGAUAACCACACAGACAGACUGGAGGACUCUGAGAACCAGGACCCGUCCCUGGGCUGCACCCCGGUCAAGGGCAUGGGGCUCCCUGGGUGCAUUCCUGCCCUUCUGGCCGAGAACUCCAUGGACUGCAUCUAAGCGAUGCUGGACGGGAAGGGGGGAGCCAGGCGCUGGCCAGGCC
Molecule: messenger RNA, 706 nt
Organism: Ochotona princeps (American pika)
Lineage: Eukaryota; Metazoa; Chordata; Mammalia; Lagomorpha; Ochotonidae
Gene: ASF1B
Product: anti-silencing function 1B histone chaperone
Exons: 4
Coding region: 73-663 (196 amino acids)
Biological process (GO): DNA replication-dependent chromatin assembly
Cellular component (GO): nucleus
Molecular function (GO): histone binding
Source: RefSeq, a predicted model, not a curated record